AUGGCGUUUCCUGGAGAGAAUCCAGCCCUGGAUGCCGAGACCAGAGUCUCGAUAUUGCUGGGCGUCUCUAUUGCCUUUAUUAUCGCCUCGACCGUUGUGGUGGCGCUGAGGCUCUUUACCCGACAAUAUGUCGUGCAUGGACUUGGGCCUGACGAUUACACCAUCGUUCUUGCGCAAUGUCUCUUUGCUAUACAGUUCUUGAACUUCGGGGUGUCUGCAACGACUAUACUUCAGGCCAAGUAUGGUCUGGGGAGACACGUAUGGCUUGUAGACAAUGAAUCCAACAUGCAGCAACUGAAGUCGCUCUUCGCAGCCAUGAUCAUUUACAACCUCUCUCAGAUCAUCACAAAGAUAUCAUUUCUCUUACAAUACCGCCGCAUCUUCCAGGACAAGUUCACACAGCGGGCAUGCCUGGUUCUUCUCGUAUUCCUCGGCACCUGGGGGUUCGCUCAAGAGUUCCUCGUCGGACACGCUUGCGUCCCCGCCUCCAUCAUCUUUCCGAGCCUGGUCGGAAAGUGCAUCGGAGCACUGACGGUCUGGUACCUCACAUCGAUCAUGAACAUCGUCACCGACUUUAUCGUCUUCCUAGUACCCAUGCCGGCCAUCCGGCAUCUACAGCUACGCCGCAAGCAAAAGCUCCUCGUCACCGGCGUCUUCUGCCUCGGCUUCUUCACCUGCAUCAUCUCCAUCGUCCGCCUCUUCACCCUGCGCGGCGCCAUCAACACGGACGACCCCACGUGGGACAACGUCCCGACCUCGUACUGGACGGUCGUCGAGCUCAACUGCGGCAUCAUCUGCGCCAGCAUCGCGACCCUGCGGCCUCUGCUGCGGCACGUCUUCCCGAGCCUGUCCUCGCACAGUGCGGCCGACUACUACCUGAAGCAGCCGUCGACGCCCAAGGGCUCGUCCAUCGCCGCCGGGCGGAGGGUCAGCAGCGGCGGUACGGCCUCAGCGGCGGCGGCGGCGGCGGCGGCGGGACGCGGCAUCGACGGCAUAUACGCCCUGCGGGACGUCGAGUCCGGCGGCAGCCAGGACGGGCUCAACAAGAGCGGCGCGGAUGAGUACUACGGGUGGACGGGGUACGGCUGGAACGGGGUGCCGGCGUCGAAGCUGUCGACGUCGGUCCGGGGCGGCAAGGCGGGACGGGAGGCGGGUGCCGCCGGCGAGGACGGGAGCUUCGGGUCUACGCUGGCAGGAGCCAGUCCGAGGCAGAUCAGGGUCACGCGGGAGACAACAUUCAGAGAGUCAAGGAAUGACGUCUCUUGGAAGUGA
Messenger RNA from Thyridium curvatum, 1272 nucleotides. RefSeq lists its product as uncharacterized. Bases 1 to 1272 code for a protein of 423 amino acids. The transcript has 5 exons. Lineage: Eukaryota; Fungi; Ascomycota; Sordariomycetes; Thyridiales; Thyridiaceae. The record is from RefSeq and is a predicted model, not a curated record.